CGAAGAAGCUACCAACGAGCUCAUUAACGAGGAGCUGGGCAUCGCAUACCCCAUCAUCGACGGCAUCCCGAACAUGAUCCCAGAGGCUGCCAGGACGACUCAGAAGAAGCCCCCAGCUGAGGGCUUGAAGCAGCCCUGAGGACCCACCAGCCGCAGCGGUAAACUGGGGCCGAUGGCUGGAGGCGGCAUGCUCCCCUCCCUGCCCACACUGACUGUACUUGUUCCCCUCCUGUCCCUAGCAGGCUUGUUUUACUCAGCCAGCGUAGAUGAAGCCUUCCCACAGGGCUGCACCAGCACAAACAGCUUAUGUUUCUACAGUCUCCUCCUUCCUGUUACAAUACCGGUUUAUGUAUUCUUCCACCUGUGGACCUGGAUGGGGAUUAAGCUUUUUAGGCACAACUAGUGCGAUCCAUGUGCUAACCCCUGGGCUUCUCUAAAGCAACACAGUUUAUUUAAUCUCAUCAGGUAUUGCAGCUGAUUCGAGAGAGUUCCGUUCUGGCACUAGUGACUGUCAUCUUUUUUCUAGUGGUAUCUAGAACAGUAUAAAGUCCUCUGCAGCAACCUAUUACUUAGUUACUGCUAAGGCAGAUAAAGAGGAGGAAUAACAAGAAGCACUAAUUCUUUGUAAUGUAUUCUUUCAAGAGUGUUGUGUGUUUGUAGUGGCACUAAUGGAAAUCUUGCAGGUGGUGAUCAUUUUUACGAGGAAGAACUGUACCCUGACUGAAAUAACUGAUCUUAAAUAAUAAGCAAUGACAACAUGCAGCAAUAUUAAUCUCUCUUUGAAUUACGAGCUUUGGGUUUGUUUUGAACUGAUGUGUUUAUUGAGAUGUAUUUGUCUCACUGUCAGAAGAACAUAAAUUAGGCUGAUGUUUAAUAACAAAAUGAGUUAAAUGAAGAAAUUUACUUGGAUGAUACCCAUGUCUGUACAUCCAGUAGCUGCUUGCUUGCCUUUCUUUUUAUUUUUCUAAGAAAAAGAUGGGGAAGUGACAGCGCUGCAGAAAAGAUGUACUUGUGCAUUUGGGGGUUUUGUGAGAGUGGCCUACAACAUAUUCCAGUGUCUGCUUAGGAGAUGUAUGUCCCUGUACUAUUUGUUAAAUGUGUCUGAGUGCCCAAGUUUGAUAGCCAGGCUGGGUCACCUUCGUUCAAGAGGCAUCUCCUGACAGGUUAGAGGCAAAAUAACUCCAGCUGAGCCCAGGAUUUGGUAGCCAAGUCGGCAGCUACAAAUGCUGUAUAAGUAUGCAGAGUAUCUUUCCCCUUAGUACUAUCCUCCUCAGUAGAGAGGGAACAGAAGAUGGUUCUGCUAAAUACUUCAACCUUCCCUGUUUUACAGCAACACUAGAGAAUGGAGUGACAGACCACUAUGAGGGUGUCGUGCAAGGUUCUCGGUACUGUCUGACAAAAUGUCUUAACAGGAUGCAGCUAUGAAGGGGACAGGUCAAUGCUAUGAUAAUCUAUUACAAGGGUUUCUCUUUUAUGUUUUGUUACUGGGUGGUUUACAUCUGCAACACAGACACAUGAAUGUCCUUUACCUGCUGAAAAAUUCAGAAACGCAGCACCAAGUUGUAAACACUGCAGACCUCAGUGUCUCUUGGUGGGAUGCUAAUAAUGCAGUCAAAUUGAUCAGGCUGCUGCUGGGCAAAUAAUGCUGCGAUGCACGGUAUGAAAGGCAGUGCCCACAAGACGUGUAUUCGAAGGCUGACUAGGUAAGUGCAGCUGUUUGUCAGGGCUCCUUGUACAAUCAGUGGAGAGAGACUCUGGAUCUAGAGGACAGUACAGAGCACAAGCCUUAUUGCCUCUGUAAAUAAAUGCCUCUUUCAGCUGAUGUACUGAGGAAGGGGGAAGGAAAGGUAGCCCUAGGAGCCAUUGUGAAUCUUCUCCUAAGUGUACAGGAAGGAAAAGCUUUGAGAGCUCUGGUUGGCAAGAAGGCUCACUUAGAAAGAACCGGAACUGGGUAAUAGGGCACUGAGGUUGAUAGUUCCUGCUGCACAGGCGUGGUGCCGGACUCUGACAGCCCUUGUGUCAGUGACUGAUACGGCACAUGGUCCCGGAGCUGAGCUCCCUGUUCCCACGUCAGCCAUCUAACGGCUUUUGCAGGACAGGGCUAGCACUGCGAUACCUGAAGAAAAUAUGGCUGGCAUAACCUUUGGGUUUGUGUGGAA
Messenger RNA from Pygoscelis adeliae (Adelie penguin), 2159 nucleotides. It is a transcript of the gene PIGY, whose product is annotated as phosphatidylinositol glycan anchor biosynthesis, class Y. The transcript has a single exon. The record is from RefSeq and is a predicted model, not a curated record. The coding region runs from base 173 to 403 and encodes 76 amino acids. NCBI's taxonomy places the organism in Eukaryota, Metazoa, Chordata, Aves, Sphenisciformes, Spheniscidae.